CGCCACAACUUCACACUCCACCCUUCUCAUAGCUUGCACGUCCAAGGAAAGGAGAUCAUGGAGGUGAAGAAGAGGGCGGCCGCCAUUGCCGCACUGUGCGUGCUCCUCGUCAUGUCAGUGCCGCCCCAGCAGCGGGCGGCCGCCGAGACCUUCUGCGAGUGCUACCAGCCCUGCCACGACGGGUGCAGCCGCAGCGGAUGGAUCUGCAAAGUCGACUGCAUCCAGAAAUGCAAGGAAGAAGGCUACCCCGAGGAGAGCCGCGCCGCCUGCCUCUGGGUCUGCAGCACCGACUCCGUCUGCGGCCCGUCGGCGGCGCCCACCGAUGCAGAAGGCGCUGCGGCUUGUAAGCACGAGUGCCACAGGAGGUGGGGCCUGGUUUAACGCCCAGCAGCAACCUGCCAAAUAAGGAGCUGAAUGGCCAGUGGAUCAUGGGGUCGUAUCAUGUUGAACGGCUGUGAUUGCCAAACAAAUCAAUAAAAUGUGUUUCCGCGCGUCCGCGCAUCA
Messenger RNA from Triticum aestivum (bread wheat), 504 nucleotides. RefSeq lists its product as uncharacterized. The record is from RefSeq and is a predicted model, not a curated record. The transcript is spliced from 2 exons. The coding region runs from base 58 to 381 and encodes 107 amino acids. Lineage: Eukaryota; Viridiplantae; Streptophyta; Magnoliopsida; Poales; Poaceae.